CUCCUGUCAGUGAGGGUGAACUUUCUAAAUCAGGCAAUGUCUGGGGAUUCUGAAGCCAGAAUGACCAGUGUUUCUUUUCUGCUUGUUCUACUUACGCUCGUCCGUGUCUCACUGAGUGUGGAAAUGACAGGGUUGUAUGGCAACUUCACCUCCCCCGACUUCCCCCAGCCAUAUCCUGACAACCAGCACAUAGUGUGGAACAUCACUGUUCCAGACGGCCACCGGAUCAAACUCUACUUCACCCACUUCAGCUUGGAGCCCUCCAACCAGUGUGAAUACGACUAUAUCCAGGUUUUGGCAGAGGGGAACGAAACGUUGCGGUUCUGUGGCGAGGAAGAGAAGAACUAUGAAAGCGCCCCCGGGAACACCAUCAUCCUGUCAGCCGGGAACCACAUGUCACUGGUCUUUAGGAGUGACUACUCUAACGAAGGCCGAUUCACCGGCUUCCAAGCAUUUUACACCUCAGAAGACAUCAACGAUUGUCUUCUCAAGGUUGAUGGGGAAAGUGUUUGCGAUCAUUUUUGUCACAAUUACAUUGGGGGCUAUUACUGCACAUGCAGGCAAGGAUACCUUCUCCAUGACAACAAAAGAUCCUGCACAGUAACGUGCCAAAGCCAGGUGCUGAAGUCAUCGUCUGGAGUCCUGACCAGUCCAGGCUACCCGAGCCCCUAUCCGCCCAUGAGUCGGUGUGACCACACCAUCCAGCUCCUGCAGGGCUCCAGGAUUACCCUGGACUUUCUGGAACCAUUUGACAUCGAAGGACACCCGGAUGUCCCCUGUCCGUACGAUUUCCUGAAGAUUUCAACCGCUGGACAAGAGUAUGGACCCUUUUGUGGCUCAAAGUUGCCAAGUCGCAUCGACACAGGAAGUUAUCAAGUGCGUGUCAUAUUCAGAUCUGAUUCUAGUGGGAAAAAUAAAGGAUGGAAGAUCAGGUACAACAGUACCAAGACUUGAGCCCAAUGGAUUCCUCUGUCCUGGUUUCUUCUUGAGAUGUCAGGAGUUCAUAGCACAGCUAUUGUAUUAGUAUUGUGCUUCAUUAUUGCUCCCAUGUGAAAGUACUAUUAGAUAUACAAUGCAGCCAUAUUAAGUAGAAGAUGAAUUGUGCAUUGAGUCAAUCAGUCACUCUGGUCUACAAGGUAAUAAAUACAUAUCGUUUAACCUCUCUGCAUUAUGCAGCUCGCUCUCGGUAAUCCCAGCUUGUUGCCUCUAUCAAAACAGUCAUUACAGGGGGUCAUGAGUCUCCUGAAAUUACCUCUCAUUUUACACUUAGCGUUCACUCACAAAUAUUUUAUCUGUGUGCUCCGCACGAGUUGCAAAAAGAAAAAAGAAAAAUCACACCUGAGUAUGUCACUGUGAAAGAAAAAUGACUUGUUUUUGUCUUGACUUGUCCGUGAACCUGUGACUUUUUAAACCGUAGUAUGUCAUAUUUUACCCUUUCGCUGCCAUAAACCUUCAAGUUUGAGACCCAGAGCAACAGCAAGACAGCGUUUGUACUGACUCAUGUGUCACCUCGGCAUUUACAGCCAAAGAGCAUCAUAAGGUUUUGGGUGGAAGUGAACUUACCACAUGGGAUACGGUUUAUUACCAGCAUGAAAUGUCCAGACAGUCCUCAGGGCACCUGGGUGCUUACGGAGCAGGCCUCCACUUCUUACCUGAACACUGUUGAGUCAUCAUCUCCUCCAUGUAGACGGUGUGAAACAUGAUAGUACAGUUGAGUGCUGCUGCGCUGUAUCACUCUUACUACAAACAGAUCAGUCGAGCUGGAGCUGAUUCCACAGGAAUUACGCACACUAUGAAACCCAUUAACCAGCUAUUGGACAUUACCUUGUGGCAGCAUGUUGCCAAUAAGCUUAGAGCUCAUAUACCCAUUACUCUGUGACAAUAGUAUGAAGACAGUAAGUUGGUGUAGAAACAAACGUGAGGAUUUAGCAUAGUCAGGAGACCAAACACCAAUUUACUGAAGAAAAAAAAAAUGCUUGAUUCAACACAUUAGGAAGUGCAUUUUAGUCAGUCAUUGCAGUCAUAUACUGUUACUCUGUAAUGUAUUUAAAAAGAGAUUAUUUCACCUAUUAGGCCUUGGUAACAUGCUAAAGCUCAGCAGUUUUGCAUCAACACAAAACUAAGUGAUAUUUUUCUGAAUUCUGCACUUUUUCCUAUCGAUUCCAAAAACAAAAGCAGGCAGUGAAACGUCAGUCUCAGUGCAACACCAAAAGAUGAUCUUUUUGCAAAUUCAAAACCAUCAUUCGUGUUCAUUGUUCAAGAGAGAGGGGGAGAGGAAAUGAAAAGCAUUGUAUAAGCCAUCACAUGUAUGUGUCACAUGCUCCUGCACACAUGGACCUGCACACAUCGUCCACACCGUCUUACAUCACACAGGCUGAUACCCAACUUCCACUGGGGCAUGUACACAUACAGUAAUAUAUCCUUACAGACAAAUCAUACAGGUGAACUGUUUGUACAUGUGUGUAAUUUAUUUGUCGCACAUGUUUAUUUUGGCACUGAAGUGGAAUUCACAAAACAUCAAUGAUUUAAGAAAAUAUAUACACAGUAUUUUAAGUCAAGUUAAGAGGAGCAUGAUCAACCUGGUUUCCAGACGUAAAACCCUUCCAAAGCUCUUCUGGAUUCGCUGUGAUUGAAGACAUAAAUGCUUGUCAGUGAAGAACUUUUCAUGACUUUUUGGUACUUCAAAGUAUUUUUGUUACAUCUACUCAAACUUUUCAUUUAAUCAUUGAGUUUUUCUUCUCCACUGUAAACUUGUUGCUCCAGCCUUUUAAUCAAACAUUGAAGUAAAAACUUGAUCCAAUCUAUUGGGUUACUCAGAUAAGCUUCUUAUUUCCCUGUAUAACUUAUAAUUUAGUUCAAUAUUACAACUACACUGUGAUUGUUUUCCUGGUAAAGAUCCUUGAGAUGAGUUGUGUCAUGAAAUGGCAAUAAGCAAAUAAAAUCAACUGAACUGAAUAAAUCAAAUCUUUCACCUUUGCUGGCAGUGUUUGAAGUCACAAA
Messenger RNA from Cololabis saira (Pacific saury), 3000 nucleotides. RefSeq names its product MBL associated serine protease 2 (gene masp2). The record is from RefSeq and is a predicted model, not a curated record. The transcript has 6 exons. The coding region runs from base 37 to 954 and encodes 305 amino acids. Gene Ontology annotation, molecular function: calcium ion binding; serine-type endopeptidase activity. Lineage: Eukaryota; Metazoa; Chordata; Actinopteri; Beloniformes; Belonidae.